AUGCCAACACAGAAAAACAGCAAUGCCUCAGUGGUCUCUUUGCAGGAGUUUGUGCUAGUGGGAUUUGAGGGUGGGCUGGAGACCCAGGCCCUACUCUUUGCUGUGUUCCUGGCCCUCUACGUGGUGACCAUGCUGGGGAACCUCACAAUGAUCGUGGUCAUCACGCUGGAUGCCCGCCUCCACUCUCCCAUGUACUUCUUCCUCAAGAACCUCUCCUUCCUGGACCUCUGCUACUCCUCUGUCAUCGCCCCCAAGGCCCUGCUCAACUUCUUCUCCUCGACCAGGAUCAUCACCUUCGCCGGCUGUGCCACCCAGCUCUUCUUCUUCUCUCUGUUGGUCACCACUGAGGGUUUGCUUCUGGGUGUCAUGGCCUAUGACCGUUUCAUGGCCAUCUGCAACCCCCUACACUACCCAGUCACCAUGUGCCCCUCGGCCUGCACCCGCCUGGUGCUGGGCACCUACUGUGGAGGCUGCUUCAAUUCCAUUGUGCAGACCAGCCUAACCUUCCACGUCCCAUUCUGCAGCUCCAACCAUAUCAACCACUACUUCUGCGAUGUGCCGCCCCUGCUCCAGAUUGCCUGUGCCGACAUAGCCCUCAAUGAGUUGGUCAUGUUUGGCAUCUGCGGGCUGAUUAUUGUGGGUGUGACAUGUGUGGUCCUCGUCUCCUACAGCUACAUCACAGUGACCAUCCUGAGGAUGCAUUCAGCAGCUGGGCGCCACAAGGUCUUCUCAACAUGUGGUUCCCACAUGACUGCAGUGACCCUCUUUGUUGGGACUGUCUUUGUGAUGUACGCCCAGCCAGGAGCCGUGGAGUCCAUGGAGCAGGGCAAGGUGGUCUCCAUCUUCUAUACCCUGGUCAUCCCCAUGCUCAACCCCCUUAUCUACAGUCUGCGGAACAAGGAUGUCAAGGAGGCCCUGAGGAGACUGGGUCAAAAACGUGCAGCCAAGUGA
Orycteropus afer afer is the source of this 951-nucleotide messenger RNA. Its product is annotated as olfactory receptor 12-like. Gene Ontology annotation, biological process: sensory perception of smell; G protein-coupled receptor signaling pathway. The record is from RefSeq and is a predicted model, not a curated record. Bases 1 to 951 code for a protein of 316 amino acids. Gene Ontology annotation, cellular component: membrane. Gene Ontology annotation, molecular function: G protein-coupled receptor activity; odorant binding; olfactory receptor activity. NCBI's taxonomy places the organism in Eukaryota, Metazoa, Chordata, Mammalia, Tubulidentata, Orycteropodidae. The transcript has a single exon.